This is a messenger RNA of Oncorhynchus nerka (sockeye salmon), 7594 nucleotides long. RefSeq names its product diphthamine biosynthesis 6 (gene dph6). The transcript is spliced from 15 exons. Gene Ontology annotation, molecular function: diphthine-ammonia ligase activity. Gene Ontology annotation, biological process: protein histidyl modification to diphthamide. Lineage: Eukaryota; Metazoa; Chordata; Actinopteri; Salmoniformes; Salmonidae. The record is from RefSeq and is a predicted model, not a curated record. Bases 154 to 2235 code for a protein of 693 amino acids.
GCUUGCUCACAUGAGUUUUUGUGUAUAUGUCGAACUGCUGCUGAGACUGGUUGCUAUGCUGUACACAUAUUCAGAGUAAACGAAACAUAGAUAACAUUAUCCGAUUAUGCAUUUAGUAACUGUUUAUGUGUACAGAAAUAUUGCAUAAAGAAAAUGAAAGUAGUCGCGUUGAUAAGUGGGGGCAAAGACAGCUGUUAUAACAUGAUGCAAUGUGUCGCUGCUGGGCACCAGAUAGUAGCGCUGGCCAACCUGCGUCCUGCUAACAAGGAUGAGUUGGACAGCUACAUGUAUCAGACGGUGGGGCACCAGGCCAUAGACCUGUAUGCUGAGGCUAUGGAUCUGCCCCUGUACCGACGCACCAUCCAGGGCUCCAGCCUCGACACUGGGAGAGACUACAGCCAGACAGAGGGAGACGAAGUGGAAGACCUCUACCACCUACUGAACAUGGUUCAGGAAAAGGAGGAUGUCGAGGCGGUGUCUGUAGGGGCCAUUCUUUCAGACUACCAAAGAGUACGAGUGGAAAAUGUGUGUGUGCGACUGGGUCUGCAGCCCCUGGCCUACCUGUGGCGCCGUGACCAGGCAACCCUGCUCUCCGAGAUGAUAUCAUGUGACCUCCACGCCCUCCUCAUCAAAGUGGCCGCCUUCGGGCUGGAUCCUGAGAAACACUUGGGGAAAUCUCUGGCUGACAUGGAGCCCUAUCUAACUCAGCUUUCUGAGAAGUAUGGAGUCCAUGUCUGUGGAGAAGGGGGCGAGUACGAGACAUUUACUCUCGAUUGUCCUCUGUUCAAGAAGAGACUUGUUAUUGAUGCUAUGGAGACAGUGAUCCACUCUGCAGAUGCCUUUGCUCCGGUUGGCUACCUGCACUUCAGCAUGAUGCACACAGAGGACAAGGUGAAUGGCCCGGUGGCGAGUGCUUUGCCCCUCGGUAGUUGUCCUUGCCAGAGUGUCAUUGAAAAGAUGACUGAGGAGGCUGAUCAAGCUGAAGACAUCCAGGAAGAAUUUACAUCAAAUGGCGACCUUACUUGUCAUCGGGGCCGUGACUUCCCAUCCUGCUCACCUAAAAGCUCCAGGGGCUACCAGUGGAUCUCAGGCAUCACCGGGCUUCACAGCCCAGACCCAGGGAUCCAGAGUCAGACCAAUACAGCAUUCACUCUGCUACAAGCUGAGCUGGAGAGGAGAGGCUGGCAGCUGAAGCAUAUUGUUCUGGUUCACCUGUAUGUGAGGAACAUGGAGGACUUCAUUUCACUCAACAAAGUCUACACCACCCACUUUGGCGCAAACCCCCCUGCCAGGGUGUGUGUCCAGGCACCUCUACCUGCCGGUCAGCUCCUCCAGAUGGACUGUCUGCUCCACGACUGGCCCCCGGAGCCACAGGAGGCCCAGCAGGAGGCUACCUUUCACCACAGAGAGGCUCUUCAUGUCCAGAGCCUGUCCCACUGGGCUCCCGCCAACAUCGGGCCCUACAGCCAGGCCCUCAGGGUGGAUGAGGCAGUGUUCUGUGCAGGCCAGAUCGCCCUGGUGCCUUGUACCAUGCAGCUGGUGAGGGCUGGAGCAAGGACCCAGGCCUGCCUGUCCUUCAGCCACAUAGAGAAGGUUCUGGAAGCAGUGAUCAGCAGCCUUACCCUGGGCCAUGUGCUGCAGGCCCACUGCUACGCCACCCGCAGCCAAGACAUCCCUGUCAUCAGAGCAGUCUGGGACAGCAAGCUGAGGGCCGCACAAGAGAAGGAGGAAUCAUUCGGGGAGCAAGAGAUUCAGAGUGGACCCUUGCUGGUUACCGUGGUCUCUGCCUUACCCAGGGGAGCGGCUGUGGAACUGCACGUCAUUGCUGCCCACGACGACCCCAGACACAGGACUUCCUGUCACAUGACUACUGAGGUGGCGUGUGGAACCAUAGAAUGUCAUGCCAUGCUGUCCAGCGAUAGCCAGUGUGCCACUGUAUCCUUGGCACUGAUGGUGCCCAGCUCUGCACCAGCUGUCUCAGGGGUGGAAGGGGAGAUACUGGUUGCACUGGUUGCUACCCUUCAGAGUGCCAUGCAGAAGAUUGGUGGUGGUGGGAUCUCUCCACUGUGUGCCAGGGUGUUCUACAAGUGUAACAAUGCUCUGGCUGGACAGCUUGUAACAGCACGCACAGCCCCAGCCAUGGCCUGGGAGAGGGCCUGUGGCCAGGCAGCCUUCAUGGUUCACAGCCCAGCUCCACGCCUAAUGCUUUCCAAAAGUCAAGGAAGGGAAAAGUAGCACCUCUGGCGCUAGCCGUCACAGCCCCAAACUGCCACUGUUGUAGCGCAGUGCAACGCCGCUGAAAAAUGUGACCCACCCCGAGUCACUAUCGCUGCGCUUCACGGCUGAUAGACAGACAUAUGCUCCGGAUGAAACCUUUUACAUGUUGUCUGAAGAUGUUAUUUACGUUACAGAGACUCAACAACCCCACAUAUGGCCUAGUUGUGUCAGAUGAUUUGUCUACUAUUUAACAAUAUUCUUAUAAAAACAUUUCAAAAGACUUUAGUAUGUUUUCGUUGUUUUCUAUAAAUUAUGAGUAAAAAUGCUGUUACAGAUCCACUGAAAUUUUGAAAGAAAGGCAUCAAUUGUUUCAUAGAAAAUCUAUAUUUACAGUGCAUUCGGAAAGUAUUCAGACACCUUUUUUCCCCAUAUUUUAUUACGUUACAGACUUAUUCUAAAAUUCCUUUUAUCAUUUGUUUUACCCUCCUCAAUCUACACACAAUACCCCAUAAUGACGAAGCAAAAACUGGUUUUUAGAACUAUUUGCAAAUGUAUACAAAAAACAAUUGAAAUAUACAUUUACAUAAGUAUUCAGACCCUUCACUGUUGAAGCACCUUUUACAGUGAUUACAGCCUACUGUCUUCUUGGGUAUGAUGCUACAAGCUUGGCACACCUGUAUUUGGGCAGUUUUUCCCAUUCUUCUCUCCAGAUCCUCUCAAGCUAUGUCAGGUUGGAUGGGGAGCUUUGCAGCACAGCUAUUUUCAGGUCUCUCCAGAGAUGUUCGAUCCGGGUUCAAGUCCGGGCUGUGGCUGGGCCACUCAAGGUCAUUCAGAGACUUGUCCCAAAGCCAGUCCUGCAUUGUCUUGGAUGUGUGCGUUGUUGUCCUGUUGGAAGGCGAACCUUCGCACCAGUCUGACAUCCUGAGCUUUCUGGAGCAGGCUUUCAUCAAGGAUCUCUCUGUACUUUUCCCCGUUCAUCUUUACAUUGAUCUUGACAAGUCUCCCAGUCCCUGCUACUGAAAAACAUCCCCACAGCAUGAUGCAACCACCACCAUGCUUCACCGUAGGUAUGGUCUCAGGUUUCCUCCAGACGUGACGCUUGACAUUCAGGCUAAAGAGUUCAAUCUUGGUUUCAUCAGACCAGAGAAUCUUGUUUCUCAUGGUCUGAGAGUCUUCAGUUGCCUUUUGGCAAACUCAAAGCAGGCUGGCAUGUGCCUUUUACUGAGGAGUGGCUUACGUCUGGCCACUCUACCAUAAAGGCCUGAUUGGUGGAGUGCUGCAGAGAUGGUUGUCCUUCUGCAAGGUUCUCCCAUCUCCACAGAGGAACUUUGGAGUUCUGUCAGAGUGACCAUCAGGUUCUUAGUCACCUCCGUGACCAAGGCUCUUCUCACCCGAUGGCUCAGUUUGGCCUGGCGGCCAGCUCUAGGAAGAGUCUUGGUGGUUCCAAAUAUAUAUAUACAGUACCAGUCAAAUGUUUGGACACACCUACUCAUUCAAGGGUUUUGCUUUAUUUUUUAACUAUUUUUGACAUUGUAGAAUAAUAGUGACGACAUCAAAACUAUUAAAUAACACAUAUGGAAUAAAGUAGCCACCUUUUGCCUUGAUGACAGCUUUGAACACUCUUGGCAUUCACUCAACCAGCUUCACCUGGAAUGCUUUUUCAAUAGUCUUGAAUGAGUUCCCACAUAUGCUGAGAACUUGUUGGCUGCAUUUCAUUCACUCUGCGGUCCAACUCAUCCUAAACCAUCUCAAUUUGGUUGAGGUCGGGUGAUUGUGGAGGACAGGUCAUCUGAUGCAGCACUACAUCACUCUCCUUGGUCAAAUAGCCCUUACACAGCCUGGAGGUGUGUUGGGUCAUUGUCCUGUUGAAAACAAAUGCUAGUCCCACUAAGCAUAAACCAGAUGGGAUGGCGUAACGCUGCAGAAUGCUGUAGUAGCCACACUGGUUACCGCCUUGAAUUCUAAAUAAAUCACUGACAGUGUCACCAGCAAAACACCAUCACACCUCCUCCUCCAUGCUUCACGGUGGGAAUCACACAUGCAGAGAUCAUCAUCCUUUCACCUACUCUCACAAAGACAGGGCGGUUGGAACAAAAAAUCUAAAAUUUGGACUCAUCAGACCAAAGGACAGAUUUCCACCUGUCUAAUGUCCAUUGCUUGUGUUUCAUGGCCCAAGCAAGUCUCUUCUUCUUAUUGGUGUCCUUUAGGCGUGGUUUCUUUGCAGCAAUUUGACCAUGCAGGCCUGAUUCACGCAGUCUUCUUUGAACAGUUGAUGUUGAGAUGUGUCUGUUACUUGAACUCUGUGAAGCAAUUAUUUGGACUGCAAUCUGAGGUGCAGUUAACUCUAAUGGACUUAUCCUCUGCAACAGAGGUAACUCUGGGUCCUCCUUUGCUGUGGCGGUCCUCCUGAGAGACAGUUUCAUCAUAGCGCUUGAUGGUUUUACGACUGCUCAAAUCUUCCUCAUUGGCUGACCUUCAUGUCUUAAAGUAAUGAUGGACUGUCAAUACUCUUAGCUUAUUUUAGCUGUUCUUGCCAUAAUAUGGACUUGGUCUUUUACCAAAUAGGACUAUCUUCCAUAUACCACCCCUACCGUGUCACAACACAACUGAUUGACUCAAACGCAUUAAGAAGGAAAGAAAUUCCACAAAUUAACUUUUAACAAUGUGCACCUGUUAAUUGAAAUGCAUUCCAGGUAACUAUUUGAGAGAAUGCCAAAAGUGUGCAAAGCUGUCAUCAAGGCAAAGGGUGGCAACUUUGAAGAAUCUCAACCAAAAAAUAUAUAUAUAUUUUUAUUUUUUUAUAUAUAUUUUUUAAACAUUUAUAUACACACACACUACCGUUCAAAAGUUUGGGGUCAAUUAGAAAUUUCCUUGUUUUUGAAAGGUAAGCACAGCUGAUUUAAAAAAAAUGGAAUAUCCACAUAGGCGUACAGAGGCCCAUUAUCAGCAACCAUCACUCCUGUGUUCCAAUGGCAUGUUGUGUUAGCUAAUCCAAGUUUAUCAUUUUAAAUGGUUAAUUGAUCAUUAAAUCAAAUGAAUUUGUAUUAGUCACAUUCGCUGAAUACAACAGACCUUACAGUGAAAUGCUUACUUAUGCGCCCCUAACCAACAAUGCAGUUAAAAAGAAUAUGAUUAAGAAUAAGAAAUCAAAUCAACAAGUAAUUAAAGAGCAGCAGUAAAAUAACAAUAGCGAGACUAUAGACAAGGGGGUACUGGUACAGAGUCGAUGUGCGGGAGCACAGGUUAGUUGAGGUAAUAUGUACAUGUAGGUAGAGUGGUUAAAGUGACUAUGCAUAGAUGAUAACAACAGAGAGUAGCAGCGGUGUAAAGGAGGUGCAAUGCAAGUAGUCUGGGUAGACAUUUGAUUAGAUGGCUUGGGGGUUGAAGCUGUUUAGAAGCCUCUUGGACCUAGAUUUGGCGCUCCGGUACCGCUUGCCGUGCGGUAGCAGAGAGAACAGUCUAUGACUAAGGUGGCUGGAGUCUUUGACAAUUUUUAAGGCCUUCCUCUGACACCGCCUGGUAUAGAGGUCCUGGAUGGCAGGAAGCGUGGCCCGUUGGUACUGGGCCGUUGGCACGACCCUCUGUAAUGUCUUGCUGUUGGUCGCUGAGCAGUUGCCAUACCAGGCAGUGAUGCUCUCGAUGGUGCAGCUGUAGAACCUUUUGAGGAUCUGAGGACCCAUGCCAAAUCUUUUCAGUCUCCUGAGGGGGAAUAGGUUUUGUUGUGCCCUCUUCACGACUGUCUUGGUGUGCUUGGACCAUGUUAGUUUGUUGGUGUUGUGGACACCAAGGAACUUGAAGCUCUCAACCUGCUCCACUGCAGCCCCGUCGAUGAGAAUGGGGGCGUGCUCGGUCCUCUUUUUCCUGUAGUCCACAAUCAUCUCCUUUGUCUCGAUCAUGUUGAGGGAGAGGUUGUUGUCCUGGCACCACACGGCCAGGUCUCUGACCUCCUCUCUAUAGGCUGUCUCGUCGUUGGCGGUGAUCAGGCCUACAACUGUUGUGUCAUUGGCAAACUUAAUGAUGGUGUUGGAGUCGUGCCUGGCCAUGCAGUCAUGAGUGAACAGGGAGUACAGGAGGGGACUGAGCAUGCACCCCUGAGGGGCCCCUGUGUUGAGGAUCAGCGUGGUGGAUGUGUUGUUACCUACAUUUACCACCUGGGGGUGGCCCGUCAGGAAGUCCAGGAUCCAGUUGCAGAGGUAAGUGUUUAGUCUCAGGGUCCUUAGCUUAUUGAUGAGCUUUGAGGGCACUAUGGUGUUGAAAGCUGAGCUGUCGUCAAUGAAUACAAUUCUCACAUAGGUGUUCAUUUUGUCCAGGUGGGAAAAGUCAAUGUGCAAUAGAGAUUGCAUCAUCUGUGGAUCUGUUGUGGCGGUAUGCAAAUUGGAUCGGGUCUAGUGUUUCUGGGAUAAUGGUGUUGAUGUGAGCCAUGACCAGCCUUUCAAAGCACGUCAUUAGAAAACCCUUGUGCAAUUAUGUUAGCACAGCUGAAAACUGUUGCCCCGGUGCACAACCUAGCAAGAGGACAGGUACAUUAGAGUGUCUAGUUUGAGAAACAGACGCCUCACAAGUCCUCACCUGGCAACUUCCUUAAAUAGUACCUGCAAAACACCAGUCUCAACGUCAACAGUGAAGAGGUGACUCCGGUAUGCUGGCCUUCUAGGCAGAGAAAAAGCCAUAUCUCAGACUGGCCAAUAAAAAGAAAAUAUUAAAAAGAACACAGACACUGGACAAAGGAAGAUUGGAAAAAUGUGUUAUGAACAGACAAAUCUACAUUUGAGGUGUUCGGAUCACAAAAAAGAUUCAUGAGAAGCAGAAAAAAAUGAAAAUAUGCUGGAGGAGUGCUUAAUGCCAUCUGUCAAGCAUGGUGGAGGCAAUGUGAUGAUCUGGGGGUGCUUUGGUGGUGGUAAAGUGGGAUAUUUGUACAGGGUAAAAUGUAUCUUGAAGACGGAAGGCUAUCACUCCAUUAUGCAACGCCAAACCAUACCCUGUGGACGGCGCUUAAUUGGAGCCAAUUUCCUCCUUCAACAGGACGAUGACCCAAAGCACAGCUCCAAACAAUGCAAGAACUAUUUAGGGAAGAAGCAGUCAGCUGGUAUUCUGUCUAUGAUGGAGUGGCCAGCACAGUCACCGGAUCUCAACCCUAUUGAGCUGUUGUGGGAGCAGCUUGACCGUAUGUACGUAAGAAGUGCCCAUCAAGCCAAUCCAACUUGUGGGAGGAGCUUCAGGAAGCAUGGGGUGAAAUCUCUUCAGAUUACCUCAACAAAUUGACAACUAGAAGCCAAAGGUUUGCAAGGCUGUAAUUGCUGCAAAUUGAGGAUUCUUUGAUGAAGCAAAGUUUGAAGGAAACAGUUAUUUCAAUUAAAAAUCAUUAUUUAUAACCUUG